CCUCUAAACACUGGGACUCGCACAUCGGUACAAAUCAGUGAAUCCGGAGUGGGAGAGGAGAGUCUGAGACUUUACAGAACUGAAAAAGCAAAGAGAUGGCUAGAACGACGUUGUUGCUGCUCUGUACCCUCGUCCUCUUCGGAACCCUAGCUCUCAUUGAGGCAAAGACGUCGAAGGAGGAUCUGAAGGAAGUGACCCACAAGGUUUACUUUGAUGUCGAGAUAUCUGGAAAGCCUGCUGGACAGGUUGUGAUCGGUCUCUUCGGGAAGGCGGUUCCCAAGACUGCAGAGAAUUUUCGAGCUCUUUGCACAGGGGAGAAAGGUAUUGGAAAGAGUGGAAAACCUCUCCAUUUCAAGGGUAGCAAAUUCCACAGGAUUAUACCCAGUUUCAUGAUCCAAGGAGGUGAUUUCACACUAGGCGAUGGAAGAGGUGGAGAAUCAAUUUACGGAGAGAAGUUCGCUGAUGAGAAUUUCAUGCUAAAGCAUACCGGUCCAGGGCUUUUGUCAAUGGCAAAUGCUGGUCCCGACACCAAUGGUUCACAAUUCUUCAUCACAACUGUGAAGACUAAAUGGUUGGAUGGCAAACAUGUUGUAUUCGGAAAGGUGCUGUCCGGAAUGGAUGUGGUUUACAAGAUUGAAGCUGAAGGAAAUCAGAGUGGCACACCCAAGAGCAAAGUCGUGAUUGCCGACAGUGGUGAACUUCCUCUCUAGAUGUUCCAGUCGUAGUCUCUCCAGUUACCGAGUGCCAAUAACUGUUCCGAUUUCUCCUUGAUUUUCGUUUGUGUAAGACCGGUGAAGAUGUUAUAGCUCAUGUACCGAGUGUGUUCUUACUUUAAGUUCGAUUAACAUCUGCUGAAUGUUCACGUUAUUUUCCCCAAAACCCAAAACCCUUCUUACUUGUAAGGGCAAGUUUCAAGUUUGCGAUAACGGUAACCCUACUAGAAAGGACAUUCAUCUUUUAA
Molecule: messenger RNA, 961 nt
Organism: Pyrus x bretschneideri (Chinese white pear)
Lineage: Eukaryota; Viridiplantae; Streptophyta; Magnoliopsida; Rosales; Rosaceae
Product: peptidyl-prolyl cis-trans isomerase CYP19-4-like
Exons: 7
Coding region: 96-710 (204 amino acids)
Biological process (GO): protein folding; protein peptidyl-prolyl isomerization
Cellular component (GO): intracellular membrane-bounded organelle
Molecular function (GO): peptidyl-prolyl cis-trans isomerase activity
Source: RefSeq, a predicted model, not a curated record